Anopheles maculipalpis is the source of this 6836-nucleotide messenger RNA. It is a transcript of the gene Chd1, whose product is annotated as chromodomain-helicase-DNA-binding protein 1. The transcript has 7 exons. Gene Ontology annotation, cellular component: nucleus; chromatin. The record is from RefSeq and is a predicted model, not a curated record. Gene Ontology annotation, molecular function: ATP hydrolysis activity; histone binding; chromatin binding. The coding region runs from base 273 to 6830 and encodes 2185 amino acids. Lineage: Eukaryota; Metazoa; Arthropoda; Insecta; Diptera; Culicidae. Gene Ontology annotation, biological process: regulation of transcription by RNA polymerase II; nucleosome organization.
GAAAGUGGUUGCGAGCAGCAGCAGCAGUCAGCCUUGGGUGCACCUCCGGGGACAGGAAAGAAAAUGGCGUCGUCGAUAGUCAAGUGUUGAAGUGGAAAAAAAUUUUGCAUGUGAACUUAAAACCCCAAUUUUCGACCUGAAACGCUCACUUUCCGGCCCGAAAACGGUCGCAUUCGAUUCACAACGGUGUGGUGCAUUUUUUCAGCCACAAUUCCAUAUGGUGGAAAUAUUUUUCCCCUACACCGCCGAAGAAAACCCUGCCAAAAAGCGUAAUGAGCCAGACAAAAGAGGAUAAAAGUGAUUCAGAAAAUGAAUCCAGCAGUGGAAGUAAAAGUGGCUCAUCCUCCGAUUCCGAAAGCGAAUCCGGAUCCGGCUCGUCCAGCUCCAGCUCGAGCGAUAACGAGAACGAAACGUCCAACAAUGGUCUGAUGAACGUUUCGAACCGUGACACAAGCGGUACAGCAUCCACGACCACCAACAACACAUCCACCGCUAGCAGUAACAUCAGUGGUGGUGGUGUGCGAAACUCCAAGGCAGAGAACGGCCUGUCGAUCAGCAAAGCGAGUAUUAAUCAGCAUCGUCCGGAGGAUGAAGAAGAUGACGAUGAGGACGACGAUCGGAACGAGGACGAUUCCGAUGGAUCAGCUGGGAAUGAAGCGGAAAGCGCUGGCGCUAACCAUCAUCACCCUUCACAGAACAGUCGUGUACGCAGCUCAUCACACUCGGGUGCCGAUUCGGAUGAAAGUGCCGGGGAGCAGGAGGGAGCAAACGGAGCAGGGAACAAUGCAAUCAGCAACAACCAAAACAGUGAUUCCGAUAAUAGCGCCAGUAAACCCAGCAAUACUAGCCGACAGAGCGACGAUGAUGAGGAGGACGAGGAAGAGGACGAUGAUGAGGAAGAGGAGGAAGACGACGAUGAGGAUGAUGAUGAUGAUGAGGAAGAAGAAACGGGUGCAAAGCCGGAGCAACGGCUGACCGGUACGGUUCCGGCCACUAUUCCUCCUCCACCCGAGGACGUCGACGAUGAGGAUGAGGAGGACGAGGAUGAAGAGGAAGCCCAGCAGUCCUCCAAAAGCAGCUACGAUGAUGAGGAUUAUGCUGCAAAUAAACUGAGGCGGAAAAGUGCACGAAAAAAGGCGGUAGCUGCCGCACGGAAACGACCCGCUGCCCAAUCAGUAUCCAAAGCCAAGAAGAAGAAAAGUUCCAACAGCCGAUGGAAGUCGGACACAUCGGAAAGUGAUGCUAGCGACGGUGAUUCGGAGGACUCGCGUGACCAACGCUACCGACGGAAACCACCGUCCGGAGGCGCUGCUGCCACCGCCGCAGGGAAGAAACGUUCCGCCGGGAGUGCAACCAGCGCUAAAUCGAAGGUGGCCAAAAAGAAGAAACCGGCGUACAGCUCCGACGAUGGUAGCAAUAGUGAGGAUGAAAGAAAACGUUCGGCCGCAACGCGAAGGAAGAACAACAACGUAAGCUACAAGGAAGAGAGCGGCGAUGAACCAACGGACAGUGACGAUCUGCUGGAAGUUGAUCAGGAAGCGGAAGAGGCAGCGGCAGCAUUAGCCGCCGAGGAAGAAAAGGCGGAAACGAUCGAACGGAUCAUCGGACGGCGGAAGGGCCGGCGGGGUGCAACGGGUGCGGUAACGACGGUUUAUGCAAUAGAGGAAAAUGGUGAUCCGAAUGAGAUCGGUGGGGAAGGCGUCGGUCGCGAGUUGGAAGAACAGUUCCUAAUCAAGUGGACCGGUUGGUCGUAUCUGCACUGCACCUGGGAGUCGGAGGAAACGCUGCGCGAGCAGAAGGUGAAGGGUAUGAAAAAGUUGGAAAAUUAUAUUAAACGCGAACAGCAGUUGGAAUACUGGCGCAAGUAUCAAGCCGGACCGGAAGACAUCGAUUACUACGAGUGUCAGCAGGAGUUGCAGCAGGAUCUGCUCAAAAGCUACUACAACGUGGAGCGUAUCAUUGCUCAGGCGAACAAAGCGGAAGAGGGUGAAACGGGGCUAGAGUAUCUUUGCAAAUGGGAAUCCCUACCGUACUCCGACUCGACGUGGGAAGAUGCCGGCUUGAUUCGACGCAAAUGGCAGCAAAAAAUUGUGGAAUUUCACGAGCGGGAAGAAUCACGCCGAACACCUUCAAAGCACUGUAAAGCGAUACGGUAUAGGCCGAAUUUUAAGCAUCUUAAAACGCAACCUGAAUAUCUCGGCGAGGAGCGUGGUUUGAAGUUGCGCGAUUAUCAGAUGGAUGGAUUGAAUUGGUUGAUAUUGACUUGGUGCAAGGAUAAUUCGGUCAUUCUGGCUGAUGAGAUGGGACUUGGCAAAACGAUACAGACGAUCUGCUUCCUUUACUAUCUGUUCAAGUCGCAGCAAUUGUAUGGGCCGUUUCUGUGCGUCGUACCGCUUAGUACGAUGCCAGCCUGGCAGCGUGAGUUUGCCAUUUGGGCGCCAGAAAUGAACGUCGUCACGUAUCUGGGUGAUGUGCAAUCGCGCGAAAUUAUUCGUCAGUACGAGUGGUGUUAUGAUAGUACGAAAAAGCUCAAAUUUAACGCAAUUCUUACCACGUACGAGAUACUGUUGAAGGAUAAAACGUUCCUAGGUUCGAUCGGAUGGGCAUCUCUGCUGGUGGAUGAAGCUCAUCGGCUCAAGAACGAUGAUUCGUUGCUGUACAAAGCGUUGAAAGAGUUCGACACCAACCAUCGGCUACUGAUUACCGGUACACCGUUGCAAAACUCGCUCAAAGAACUGUGGGCCCUGCUACACUUUAUCAUGCCGGAGCGGUUUGAAUCGUGGGACGACUUUGAGCGCAAUUACGGUAACACGACGAACGACAAAAGCUACACGAAGCUACACAAAGAGCUUGAACCGUACAUUUUGCGGCGCGUCAAAAAAGACGUCGAAAAAAGUUUGCCCGCCAAGGUGGAACAGAUAUUGCGCGUGGAGAUGACUUCGAUACAGCGCCAGUACUAUAAGUGGAUAUUGUCGAAAAAUUUUGACGCACUACGGAAAGGCAUGAAGGGUUCGGUCGGUACGUUUCUGAACAUUGUGAUUGAGCUGAAAAAGUGUUGCAAUCAUGCUGCACUGACGCGUCCGAUCGAGUUUGAAACGCAACGAGACAAUCAGCAGGACAUUGUGCAGCAGUUGCUGAAAGGGUCGGGAAAGCUGGUACUGUUGGAUAAAUUGCUCUGCCGGUUGAAAGAGACCGGCCAUCGGGUGUUAAUUUUCUCCCAGAUGGUACGUAUGCUGGACAUUUUGGCCGAGUAUCUACAGAAGCGUCACUUUUCCUUCCAACGGUUGGAUGGUAGUAUUAAGGGCGAAUUGCGAAAGCAAGCGUUGGAUCAUUUCAAUGCGGAAGGUUCGACCGAUUUCUGCUUCCUGCUGUCGACACGUGCCGGUGGGUUGGGUAUUAAUCUCGCAACGGCUGAUACGGUUAUUAUCUUUGAUUCGGACUGGAAUCCUCAGAAUGAUUUGCAAGCGCAGGCACGUGCUCAUCGUAUCGGGCAGAAAAAUCAGGUGAACAUUUAUCGGCUAGUGACGGCACACUCGGUGGAGGAGAAUAUUGUGGAGCGUGCCAAGCAGAAGAUGGUGUUGGAUCAUUUGGUGAUACAGCGGAUGGAUACGACGGGGCGUACUGUGCUGGAUAAAAAUGGCGGCAGUAACACAUCGAAUCCGUUCAAUAAGGAUGAACUGUCGGCAAUUUUGAAGUUUGGCGCGGAAGAGUUGUUCAAGGAGGAGGAGGAUGGGGAUGAAGAGCUGGUGUGUGAUAUUGAUGAGAUACUGAGGCGGGCGGAAACGCGCGAUGAAGCGCCGGGUAUGCCGGGUGAUGAGCUACUGUCCGCGUUUAACGUUACGACGUUCGAUUUCGACGAAGAUAAGGUAGUGUCCGGUGCGAAACCAACGACCGGUGGUGGUGGUGGUGGUGUAGAGCAGGACCAGGACACCAAGGAUUGGGACGAAAUCAUUCCAAAGUCAUAUCGCGAGCUGGUAGAGGCGGAAGAGCGUGAUCGGGAAAUUAAGGACCUUUAUCUACCACCUCGGAGGCCAGCUGUGAAGCAGGGUAACAACCAGCAGCACGGUGAUAACGAGGCGGAUGGUAGGAAGGGUAGUGGCAAGGGUAAAAAGCGAAAAGGUGGUGAGGCGGAGGAUAGUGAGGAGCUAGAUUCGGACGUUGGUAGUGGUGGUGAGGAUGGCAAAACGAAACGAUCACGAGGGCGACCUUCCAACAAGGAGAAAAUAAACGGAUUCUCAGACGCAGAAUUGAGGCGAUUAAUUAAGAGCUAUAAGAAAUUCCCGGCACCAUUGAAACGACUCGAAGCGAUCGCUUGCGAUGCGGAGUUGCAGGAAAAACCGUUGUCCGAUUUGAGGCGCGUUGCUCAGCUGCUGCAUGACCGAUGUCUACAGACAAUGCGUGAAAUUGCGAAAGAAUCGGAAAUGGAUGGAAAACAUCCCUCGUUGGCAGGGGCUGAUGCUAAGAAGAAGUGUGCUCGUGCGGCUUAUUCGAGCAAAAUUGGUGGCGCAUCGUUUAAUGUGAAAACGAUGAUGCAGUGUGUGGAGGAGUUGCAACCACUAGACGAGGUGAUACCGAGCGAUGCCUCCGAACGUGCGCGGUGGUUGCUGAACAUUAAAACCCGGCCGGCUAACUUUGAUGUCGAUUGGAGCGGGGAAGAUGAUUCGCGGCUACUGCGAGGCAUCUAUCAGUUCGGUAUUGGAUCGUGGGAAGCGAUGAAGAUGGACCCAUCGUUGGGAUUGGCGGACAAGAUUCUAUCGAACGAUGCGAGUCGGAAACCGCAGGGCAAACAUCUACAGUCACGCGCCGAGUAUCUGCUGAAAGUGUUGCGGAAAACGCUCGAACUAAAGCGAGGCCCAUCAAAACCGCGCAAACAACGAAAACCGAAGGAAAUCAAGUCUUUGGCAUCGACGCCGAUUGUAGGAGCAAGUCCGAUGCGGGACGGUGAUUCUUCCUCGGUCAGUUGCUCCAUAUCAGCCACAAUCGCUGCAGUUGCUGCAGGGGAAGAUGUGGCGAUAGGUGGCGCUAUUGUUUCGUUGUCCAGCGGAACAGGACCAACAUCCGGUGCGACGGGAACCGUUGGAACGAGCGCCAUCGGUUCGGUGGUUGGUUCGACUGAAGAGAAAAAGACUGGUAGCAAAAGUAAAAAACUGUCAGAAUCGGACCAUCACCAACAUCAUCACAAUCAUCACCAUCAUCACGAUGAGCAUUCGAAUGGUUCGCGACCGUUGGCAGAUGAUCACACAAAUCAUCAACCACACGGCGCCAAAGAAUCGGACAAAAAGGAUAAGAAAAAGUCCAAGAAAGAGAAGCAAAAGGAUGCGAAGAAGGACAAAAAGAACAAAAACACUGGUCCGAUGCAUUUCACGGCGAACAAUGAACCGUGCGCACUUAAUAUACUAGGCGACCUCGAUCCGACCGUAUUCAAUGAGUGCAAGGAGAAGAUGCGCCCGGUAAAGAAAGCGCUCAAGACGCUAGACAAUCCGGACGAGUCGCUGUCGCAGGAUGAGCAACUACGGCAGACGCGCGCCUGUCUCCUUAGCAUCGGCGAUCAGAUCAACCUCUGUCUGGCGGAGUAUCGUGAUCCGGAAAAGGCUAAGGAAUGGCGCAGCAAUCUGUGGUACUUCGUGUCGAAGUUUACCGAGUUUGACGCGCGGAAGCUGUUCAAGCUGUACAAGCACGCACUGAAGCGUACCGAAGGUUCGGGUACGUCCGUUGGUGACAAUAGUACGGCGAACAACGCAACGUCCAGCCUGAUGACAUCGCCUGUUAAGGAAGGUGGAAAAGGCCGGAAAUCGGGCGGAAAAAAAGACAACGGGCAUAGUGAAGGUGUACCACCAACGGCUGACAGUGCCGCGGAGGAUAAGGAGGGUGAAAAAGUGGGUCGGCGUGAUCGGAAGGAGAAAAAGCGACAUCAUCAUCAUCAUCAUCAUGCGGGCGGAAUCGGUGGACCUAUUAUGAGUGAUUCGGCGUUACAGCAGCGUGAACGGUAUCAGCAGCAUCAUCAGCAGACGGCAGGGGACAGUAGUCAUCACGUGCCGGAACCGGGUGGUGGCAAGGAUGAAGGCUCAGGGACGAUGCAUUCCAAAAGGCGGCUCGAGGAAGGAGAAUACGACGAAAAUAGCAAAGAGUACAAAAGACUGCACGGGGAUAGUCGUAAUCAUCGAGGUGAUCGUGAAAAAAAGUGGGACGAGUAUGGACCUGACCGGGAUCGUAUGAGGAACGUGUCCUCUUCUAGGGGAAGUGCACCGACGACACCACAAAGUAUGCGUGUGUUUCCCGACGACCGGGGGCCUCCCUAUCCUGGCGAUGGUGGUGGUGGUGCAUGGCGGGAUCGGUUCGGACCUGAUCAUAAGCGGGAUCGAUACGAUGGUUACGGUGGCAGGCAUACAUCAUCGUCAGGCUAUCAUCGCGAUCGGGAUCGAGAUCGGGAACGUGAUCGAGACCGUGACCGUGACCGAGAUCGGGAUCGCGAGCGAGACCGCGACAGGGACCGUGAUCGAGACCGAGGUGAUCGUGCUUACAAAGACAAACGAAGGUAUCCACCUUCUGGCCCAGGAGGCUAUCCUGGUGUUGGUGGUGGUCAUGGGUAUGGCAUGUCCCCUUCUGCCGGCUACUACCCGUCCGGUGAAAGUCCCUAUCGGUAUCCGAUGGGAAGUGGUGGUUAUCCUCCUUCAUCGCGACCUUCCGCUGGUGCUCCGCCCGCUGCUGUCGUGUUACCUUCCGGGAGCGUUGUUCCUGGUGCAGCCGGCGGUGUUGUACCACCCACAGACUAUAUGGACUAUCGGCGACCAGAAUAUGAUCGACGGCCUCCGCCAGCGGCAAAUAAUUAACUUAAC